CGCAUGGCGUCAUUGCAUAAUCACAAAAAUGGCGCUGCGCUCUUACUGUCGGCUGCUGGCUGCACAGGUAGCUUGUUUGAAGCAUUGUGUAAAUGACUGUACAAGAAAUGUAUUCGGUUCCAGUUUAUCUUUUGCAAGAAUUAAAUCGCUACGUGGGUCAGCUGGAGUGUUUGUACUGUCGUCGAACCGCUGGCACAGAAGGUCAUGGUAUCCGGGUGUCAGUUCUUCUCAAUGCUCCAGAGAGAAGAGUCAUUCAGACACGGCAGGGUUCAGCAGGUGGACUGUUGCGUGGGGUGUCAUGGCUUUUUCACUUUUUGGAAGCUCGGAUGAGAGGACCGAGGAACAAAAACUCGAGGAUGAACUUAUUCUGCUCUUGAAGAAAGCCAAGUACAGCAUGAUGACCGGGGAACUGGACGCAGCCCAUGUUUUGUUACACAAAGCUGUCAGACUGGCACAUCAGAUGCACAGUAAUGAUGCCAUUAUAUAUACGUACAGCCUGAUGGCAAAUCUUGCCUUUGUCCAAGGUCAGCUGGAUAAUGCUGAGAAGCUGUUUAAAGCAGCCAUGAGUUUCAUGCUGUCAGGGGGAACACCACAGGAUGACAAUGCAGUGAUUGAGAUGUCGCUGAAGCUGGCCAGCAUAUAUGCCACUCAAAACAAGAACGAGUUAGCAGAGCAUGGCUUCCAGUUCUGCACAGAGUCUUUAGAAGCCAAGAUUGAGAAACAGAAGGACCUUCUUCCAGAAAGCCUGACAGACGAGGAGCGCAAAGAUACCAGGCUGCUGCUCGGCCUUAGUCUGGAUGCGAGGGCACGUUAUUUGGCAGCUAAUCGUCGUUUCACAGGGUCUUGCAGGGAUUACCGGCAUGCGCUGCAGAUCUGCCAGGAGGAACAGGGAGAGUCCCACCCACAGACCCUGGUUCUGAUGAGUGAUCUGGCGACCGUUUUGGACCUGCAGGGGAAGCACGAUGAAGCGCUGGCUUAUGUAAAGAAGGCCGUUGAGCUUGCACAGGCAGCGGGUCACCCUGAUCAACAUGUGCUGCUUGGGAAUAUGGCAGGAAUUCUAAUGCACAAAGGGGAAUUCGAGGAGUCUGGUAAACUGUAUCAGGAAGCCCUGGUUCUGGCACGUGCUGCGGGAGAUGAAGAGGCUGUUGAGCAGCUUCAGGAGGGACUGAAAGAGCUGACCAACAGAAGAGACGGGCAAACGGAGAGCAAAGCUGAUGAACAGGAGAUCAAGCAAUGAUCCACACAAAACUUGAGUAGAGCACAACAUUAGGACAAUGUAUCAGUUUUGUGCAACCUCCAAUUCAGUACACAACGUACAGUACAGUGUCUAAUGCCCUUUUUAUACUUUACUCCCCAUUAGACUUGUUUUUUAGUCGUGCUCUUGGUCUGUAUUAAAUUAUUUCUCUGUAAAAGAGAAUCAGGGAAGAUAGACUAGUGGACUGAUGACUGAGUGAUAGGUCAAAAAUACUGUACAUCAUUUGUCUGUUGAAAUAAUUUGCAAUGAAACAUGUAAUCUUAUUUAAAGCCAGGUUGUGUUAAUGUGUUUGACGUGAGAAGUGAUUUAAAAAACCUAUGAACAAAUAUUUGGUUUUAAUUUAUUUAUUUGGUUUUGACACCCUAAAGCAUGCAGUGCUUUCUUUAUCAGGAUCAUUAGCAAUACCCGGUAGAGGUCAGUAAAUGUUCAGAUUGCUCUGAGUUGUUCAAUCCAAGUCUAAAAGGUUGAAUUGAGGAAUCAAUACUUUAAACAUCAAGAUGCAGAAAAUACAUCUGAAAUGCAUCAAAGUACACACAAGAAGUGAUACAUUAAAAGUACAAAAAAACAAAUAAUCUAAUCAUUAAAUAUCUAAUUUAACUUCCAUACUGAAAGAUUGCAACUGUUUGCAAAAGAUUGCAGCUAACAAUAUCUUUUUAAUGAAAAUAUCAAGUGCUUUUCAAAAUGUGUGACCGUAGUGAAGCUGGUGCCUAGAAGUUUCUCUACUAUUUUUAGUGCGUCAUUUUAAAGGAAAAUUAGAUUAACUCGGUUACUUAAUAACUGGCCUUGAAUCCUUUUAACUCUUUAAACCAUUAGUCAAAUGUUGGUCUUAUUCUCUGAGAAGAUGCUCUUUUUCUCAAUAAAAGUUAAAUAUUCUCUCAUUCUACUUGGUAAAAAAAAAAAAACCUUAAAAGAUCCAAAUCAGCAGCUCUUGUCAGAUUUGUUCUGUGCUUCACUAAAGAUGUUUUCCUUUUUAGAAGACCUACUGUGUCAUCAUGUUACCAAUGUAUUAAAAUCCACGCGUGAUAUUUGAAACCCAUAAUUAUUAAUAGUGGGAACAUCAAAUGCCAUCUUAAUAAAGAAGGAUGCAUUUGGGCCGGGUGCACUGAGUGUGGUCUUGCCGUAUGCCUGGGUGGUAAAAGAUGCAGUGGGAUCAUGAGGCUGAGAUCAGCACGACUCAACUAGUAAUUAAGAAUCUCAUAGAGAGUGGCUCAUCAGAUAAGAACAGCUCAUAUUUUCAUUUAAACUCCAAUCUUAUACCAGUCAUGGGGUGAAAGAAAAAGGUGAUAUUGGCACAGAAAUUAAUGUUGUUGUGAGUCAUGUUGUGCAAUGCCUUUACGCCUGAAAUCUUCUUGCUUUAGUGCAGUAUUUGACUUAACCUCCCUUUGGAAAGUGCUGUGGGAAUUGGAAUAACACACAAAACAUAAUUUUAACAUGGACAUUUAUGACAUUUAUCAUUUGUCCAAAUGCUUUUUAGGGCCACUGUGUAUACAAACAUUAAUUUGUGUAUAUCCUCCUCUCUGAAUUUUCUUAAUGAGCAUUGGUGAUAUUGUUUAUUCCGUUUUGCAACUAAAAUACCUUCUCUUGCUCCCUGCUCUCACACAUGUGAACAGUAAUUGCUAGUUUGUCAAGUCUGAGGGGAGGAAAAUGACAAUUUACAUUGUAUUGUGAUCACUUUCCUUUCACCACAUGAUUUCCUGACUU
Messenger RNA from Pimephales promelas (fathead minnow), 2956 nucleotides. It is a transcript of the gene ttc19, whose product is annotated as tetratricopeptide repeat domain 19. NCBI's taxonomy places the organism in Eukaryota, Metazoa, Chordata, Actinopteri, Cypriniformes, Leuciscidae. Gene Ontology annotation, biological process: mitochondrial respiratory chain complex III assembly. Gene Ontology annotation, molecular function: protein binding. Gene Ontology annotation, cellular component: mitochondrial inner membrane. The record is from RefSeq and is a predicted model, not a curated record.